Molecule: messenger RNA, 1242 nt
Organism: Condylura cristata (star-nosed mole)
Lineage: Eukaryota; Metazoa; Chordata; Mammalia; Eulipotyphla; Talpidae
Gene: BBOX1
Product: butyrobetaine (gamma), 2-oxoglutarate dioxygenase (gamma-butyrobetaine hydroxylase) 1
Exons: 7
Coding region: 31-1194 (387 amino acids)
Biological process (GO): carnitine biosynthetic process
Cellular component (GO): mitochondrion
Molecular function (GO): iron ion binding; gamma-butyrobetaine dioxygenase activity
Source: RefSeq, a predicted model, not a curated record
CUGACAAGGUUUACCCCAAGGACCAGCAACAUGCACUGUGCCAUCCAGAAGGCUGAAGUGCUGGAUGGGGAUCAUUUGAUGCAAAUCCUCUGGGAUGAUGGUAUAGAGUCUCUCUACCCUGCUGUUUGGCUCAGAGACAAUUGCCAGUGCACUUAUUGCUACUUGGAUUCUGCAAAAGCAAGGAAACUCCUCAUUGAAGCCCUUGAUGUGAACAUUGGCAUUAAAAGCUUGACGUUUGACAGUAAAAAGGUUUAUGUCACAUGGCCAAAUGAGCACUAUAGUGAAUUUGAAGCCAGUUGGCUGAAGAAGAGAUGCUUCUCACAGAAGGCCAGAGAAAACCUCCAAAAAGAAUUGUUUUUGCCAGAAUGUCAGUACUGGGGCUCAGAGCUCCAGCUACCUACUCUGGAUUUUGAAGAUGUUUUAAGAAGUGAUGAACAUGCAUACAAGUGGCUCUUCAACCUCAAGAAAGUAGGCAUAGUGAGAAUCACUGGAGCAGCAGAUAAAAGAGGAGAAAUUUUAAAACUUGGUAAAAGGAUUGGUUUCCUCUUUCUCACCUUUUAUGGACAUACUUGGCAAGUUCAAGACAAAAUCAAUGCAAACAAUGUGGCUUACACAACUGGGAAGCUAAGCUUUCACACCGAUUAUCCAGCUCUCCAUCAUCCACCUGGGGUUCAGCUUCUGCAUUGCAUAAAACAAACAGUCACAGGGGGAGAUACAGAAAUUGUAGAUGGAUUUAAUAUAUGCCGAAAGCUCAAAGAAAAAAAUCCACGGGCAUUUCAGAUUUUGUCCUCCACUUAUGUGGACUUCACAGACAUUGGAGUGGAUUACUGCGAUUUCUCUGUGCAAUCUAAACACAAAAUUAUAGAAUUAGAUGAUAAAGGCCAAGUGGUUCGCAUCAACUUCAAUAAUGCAACCAGAGACACAGUAUUCGACGUACCUGUUGAAAGGGUCCAGCCUUUUUAUGCCGCGCUGAAGGAGUUUGUUGACCUGAUGAACUAUAAAGAAUUCAACUUUACUUUCAAGAUGAAUCCAGGUGAUGUGAUUACUUUUGAUAACUGGCGUUUACUUCAUGGCCGACGUAGCUAUGAAGCAGGAACUGAAAUAACCCGCCACCUAGAAGGAGCUUACGCUGAUUGGGAUGUGGUGAUGUCAAGGCUUCGGAUAUUAAGGCAGAGUAUAGAGAAUAGAAACUAAAUCUUCUAUCUAUACUUUCAUGAAGAUUCCAAUGAAUGUAUUUUGUAA